UUUAUAAGCUCUUCAUUUUUAUCUCAUUAAGUUCUCCAUAUUAUUCUGAUUAGCAAAAAAAUUGGUACAAAGGGUGCAUCAGGCUUAGCUUCUGGUUUAGCAAAUUGCAUUAAUCUCUCAAAUUUGAGACUUUAUCUACAUUACAAUGAAAUUGGUGAUGAAGGCGUAUCAGGCUUAGCUUCUGGUUUAGCACAUUGUAUUAAUCUCUCAAAUUUGGCACUUUAUCUUAGUGAAAAUUAAAUUGGUGCAAAGGGUGCAUCAGACUUAGCUUCUGGUUUAGCAAAUUGGAUUAAUCUCUCAAAUUUAACACUUUCUCUUAGUGAAAAUUAAAUUGGUGCAAAGGGUGCAUCAGGCUUAGCUUCUGGUUUAGCAAAUUGCAUUAAUCUCUCAAAUUUAACACUUUAUCUACAUAGCAAUAAAAUUGGUGCAAAGGGUGCAUCAGGUUUAGCUUCUGGUUUAGCAAAUUGCAUUAAUCUCUCAAAUUUAACACUUUAUCUACAUGAAAAUUAAAUUGGUGAUGAAGGUGCAUCAGGCUUAGCUUCUGGUUUAGCAAAUUGCAUUAAUCUCUCAAAUUUAACACUUUAUCUACAUUACAAUGAAAUUGGUGGUGAAGGUGCAUCAGGCUUAGGUUUUGGUUUAGCAAAUUGCAUUAAUCUCUCAAAUUUGGUACUUUAUCUACAUUACAAUGAAAUUGGUGAUGAAGGUGCAUCAGGCUUAGCUUCUGGUUUAGCAAAUUGCAUUAAUCUCUCAAAUUUGGCACUUUAUCUUAGUGAAAAUUAAAUUGGUGCAAAGGGUGCAUCAGGCUUAGCUUCUGGUUUAGCAAAUUGCAUUAAUCUCUCAAAUUUGACACUUGAUCUUAAGUAAAAACAGUUUAUUUGUUUUGGAUUGUGA
Molecule: messenger RNA, 891 nt
Organism: Tetrahymena thermophila SB210
Lineage: Eukaryota; Ciliophora; Oligohymenophorea; Hymenostomatida; Tetrahymenidae
Product: cyclic nucleotide-binding domain protein
Exons: 10
Biological process (GO): activation of GTPase activity; nucleocytoplasmic transport
Cellular component (GO): perinuclear region of cytoplasm; cytosol; nucleus
Molecular function (GO): small GTPase binding; GTPase activator activity
Source: RefSeq, a predicted model, not a curated record